Aspergillus chevalieri is the source of this 2733-nucleotide messenger RNA. RefSeq names its product pentatricopeptide repeat protein. The transcript has a single exon. Gene Ontology annotation, molecular function: protein binding. The record is from RefSeq and is a predicted model, not a curated record. The coding region runs from base 1 to 2733 and encodes 910 amino acids. Lineage: Eukaryota; Fungi; Ascomycota; Eurotiomycetes; Eurotiales; Aspergillaceae.
AUGGUCACCAAACCGACAAGCAGCACCGCCGGCACUCCGGCCGUUCCGUCUCGAAAUGCCCUUCGGCUCCUACGGCGAUUAGCACUCGCUGGCUCGACGGUGGGGAGCUUCUGCACCGUGGCGGCGAUUACAUAUGAUAUGCACCGGAGGGUCCGCGUUGCAGAACGGAUUGUUGAGAAUAAGCGGGCACUGCAGACUUCCGCGCCGAAUUACGAUGCGACUUCUGCGGCGAGACGACUGGCCAGGAUGAUGGAGGCGGCGGAGGCGGGCGAGUUUAAUGGAUCUGAAUCGGUGAGGGAGGAUAGUCGGAAAUUGCAUGAUGGUUUUCAGGUUGAUUCUCCUGUCAAUGCGGGGUCGCAUGGCCUGGAGAUCGACCCUGCUAUUGAAGAGCUUAAGGCUCUGGAAAAGGAGGAUACAUUACCGGAGGCUACGCAGUUGGAUAGACCGGAUACUUACUGGCAAUACCCGAAGCGAUUACGAUUCAAAUAUACGAACAAAACGGGCUUUGGGAGUGUCGUUAAAAAGCCGAACACAGACCGAAUAGGCAUGAAGGAGCUCACGUCUUCAAUUGAGGAGGGAACGCCUGCCGCCCAGCAAAUGCAAAUCCUAUUGGAUCACGACCGGCCAAUCGAAGCCGCGCAAAUAUUCCUGGAAGCUCAUCCCGCCUCGCUGAAAGGUAUAUCGACAGGAAGAAAGGAGCUUGCGAAACGAGCAUUCUACGUCAAUUGCAACCAGGAAAACGUGUUCAUGGCAAGGAGUAUCUUUGAGCGGCUGGAGGAGGUGGAUCAGAACUCGGUCACGCCACGGAUGUGGAACGAGCUGUUAUUUGCGCUGGCGAAAAAGGGGUCCAUUGAAUCCACUGCAUCCCUCUUCUCUCGGUACCGGACUAAGUUCCGCCUUCAGCCUGAGAUGGUGGACAUUGUCCUCCGGUCCCUGCUUGAGUCCCACAGACUUGCGACUGCGAAAUGGCUUAUAAUGAGAAACUUGCAUGUGGAUCGUGACUGCGGGUUGUGCGGUGCAUACCUGACAGGUCUUUGGAAGAAAACGAGGAGCAUUGAGCUCAUGAACACACAACUGAUGAAACUAUUGGCUGCCUUACCAAAAAUAGACAAGCCGCCUACUGACAAGCUCUUUAAUCCCGUGGUCAAAGCAUAUAUCGAGUUCGGCCGCUUGGGUGAUGCCGAAGCUUUAGUACAGAAAAUGCUAACCACAUGUGAUCUGCCACUUAACUGUCGGACUAUGGGUUUGCUGGUGCACGGGAGGGCUCUGCGGUGCGAUUGGGAAGGUGUUGAAUAUGGAUUGCAAAAAAUGCAUGAUCUUGGAUUAACCAGACGACGGUUCGACUUUGUUCGGAUUUUCGAUCGCAUAUUUCUGGAGUAUUGGGUUUCGCAUUCGGGACGGGAGAUCCGUGAUUAUGUCUUCCGUUGCAUCGACAAAUUUGAUAUCGUGCCGGAUCGAGUCCUAUACAAACACAUUCUAGAGGCUUUCGUGGAGAAAGGAGAUAGGGAUAUGAUUGCCGAAAUGAUCGACAUGGCGCGUGAGCGAUCCUGGAAGAUCAAGGUCAAUGAAGAAGAAUUCCUCGAAACGUUACGGGCUCGACGCUUGGCACUUGAGGAUAGCCCGGUAGGAUUCUGGCAGAUGCUCCAAGCAGCGCGGAUACGACACGGCCAGGCGGCUGCAUCACAACAGAUACUUGGAUACGACCAGCGAUCCUUCCCGUCACCAGAAGUGAACAAGCUGCCCUUCACGCAGCAACCAAUGCCUUGGUACGAACGAUCACUUAAGGAGGUAACGUCGUCCAGGUCUGUCGAUCAGUACCAGAGGCUUCACAAGCAAAUGUCGCAUUUCAUGCAUGCAGGCAAGAUGGCGGAGGCUCUGAAAUGCUUCAACACUGGCAAAAAAGCAGGAUUCCACAUGAAGCAGAUUCACUUGGAACUGGCGGCAAUUGCAACCUUACUCGAGCAUGGCAUCACUGCCACGCGGGCCUUCAUCGAUGUUGAACGUCAAGGCCUCCCAGAAUGGUCCAACCCAAGAUUCUUCACUCAAAUUAUGGAGGUUUCCGGUACAGCAGAGAGCGAACAAGUGAAAAUGGCGAUUUUCCGAUUCUACCAACUCUGUUUGAUCAACAAGAAGAUGAACCUGAAGCACCAUAUCACAGUAGCCACCAGCCGGCGACUGAUCGUUCUGGGAAAGCCAGACAUCGCUCUUGAUCUCCUCACAACGGUUUACAUGUCACGAUACCGAGCUUUCGCAAAAUUUGACGGUAUAUGUCUGAAGAUGUUUAUGCGUGUUUUUGCCGAACUAGGGAGCCUUGCGGGUAUCCGAUGGGGUAUUUUGAGUGGUCUUGCGCGGCGUGGUCCGGUUACUUGGGACUUGGUUGUUGAGGCUCGUCGGGUAUUGGGUGCUUUGCAUCGGGAAUUCAGCGCUUCUCCGUCGCCAGCGAAAACUGAACAGUUGGAGUAUUUGGAUCACAUUGCCGAUCUGCUUGAACAGAAGAGUGAGAAGGAUAUCAGCAAGUCGGAACCCGAAAUAAAUCGCGAGGAGUCAGCACCAAGACAAGACAGACUGGACCGGCCUCUUGAUGAAGCAAGUCUCUAUCGGAAGGAGAAUAUCCAUGAUAUUCUCGAGGGAUGGGAUGAGAAGUACGAAUUGGAGUCUGUUUUGCUGACCAUGGAUAAGUCCGGGGGUGAAAAGAGGUCGAAUGAUCUGGGGCAGAAGAUACCUGCUUGUUAA